AGUUGUAGUGGUUUUGAUAUCUCAAGUUGUUUUAUUCAUCUUGCUGAAUGGCAUCCUUUGGAAUAACGAAGCUUAUCGGGCUUUAAAGCCCCUCUUUUUGCAGAGUUUUGUUAUUGUUAGCGUGUGGUCCACUUGAGAAUUCAUAAUUUUUGGAGUAGAUAAUGUUUCGCGAUAGUUUUUCAUUUGUCCAAGCGAUGAGUUGCUUCGGAUGUUUUGGUGGCUCUGAGAGAUCAAGACAGUCACCAAAUCCAUAUGAUGAUGAUACAUAUUCCAAUGAUGGUGAUGUAACAAGUAAUGCGGGAGGAGAAGAUGAAGAAGAAGAAGAGGAAGUAGAGGAGCAGAGCCGUUCCAAACGAUCUGAAGAAAUUUUGAAAUCUAAAUUACAAAAUGGACUAAUCUGCAGGCAGUUUCCAGUGAAGGAAACUAAUAAACUUAUACGUGGAGAGGAUGAAGAUGGAAACAAGACAAUAAAUGAGUUUGUUCGAGAGCGUAAAAUUGGAUCUGGUAGUUAUGGGAAAGUGGUUCUAUAUCGAAGCACUGUCGAUGACAAGCACUAUGCUAUUAAGGCUUUUCACAAGUCAUAUUUAUUAAAGCUACGGGUUGCACCUUCAGAAACUGCGAUGGGGGAUGUUCUUCGUGAGGUUAAGAUUAUGAAAACCCUGGAGCAUCCUAAUAUUGUUAAUCUCAUUGAGGUGAUUGACGACCCUGAGUUUGAUGAUUUUUACAUGGUUCUCGAAUAUGUUGAUGGAAAAUGGGCCUAUGAUGAUUUUGGGCCACCUGGUGCUCUCGGAGAAAUUACUGCUAGAAAGUACUUGCGCGAUGUAGUUGCUGGCCUCAUGUACCUUCAUGCUCAUAAUGUAAUUCAUGGGGACAUCAAACCUGACAAUUUACUGGUUACUAGUACCGGGAGAGUGAAAAUAGGAGAUUUCAGUGUCAGUCAAGUAUUCAAGGAUGAUGAUGAUCAACUCCGUAGAUCACCCGGCACUCCUGUCUUCACUGCCCCAGAAUGUUGUUUAGGUAUAACAUACAGUGGAAGAUCUGCAGACACGUGGGCAGUGGGAGUUACUUUGUAUUGUAUGAUAUUAGGACAAUACCCGUUUCUGGGUGAUACACUUCAAGAUACUUAUGACAAGAUUGUUCACAACCCGUUGAUAAUCCCGGAUGGACUGAAUCCUCAUCUCAGGGACUUGAUCGAAGGUCUCCUUUGCAAAGAUCCAAACCAGAGGAUGACGUUGAAAGCUGUGGCGGAGCACCCAUGGGUCACUGGAGAAGACGGAGCUAUUUCGGAAUACUUUUGUUGGUGCAAACGCAAAGCUGAAGAAGAGGAAGAACCUAAUGGGAUCGAAACCGUAGCUGAAAGCUAAGACCAGUAUACUUGAACAUAGCAAUCGUUGCAUGUUGGCGGUUAGAAGCGCUUGCGUUUUAAGUUGUUAUAACUCUUUUAGGCAUGUUUUGAGACUCUUUGAUUGUCCUUUUAUCCUCUUUGUUUCUUCAACUUUCUGUUUUUGUUUUCCGAUAUAUAUAUUGGUUACAUGUUUUGGAUCAUUGUAUCUACUGUCUACUUGCAUUGUUGUUAUAAAAAAAUGAUGUUUAU
This is a messenger RNA of Arabidopsis arenosa, 1594 nucleotides long. The record is from the annotation of a GenBank genome assembly. Lineage: Eukaryota; Viridiplantae; Streptophyta; Magnoliopsida; Brassicales; Brassicaceae.